GUGCUGUCAAAGGACACGUGACUGAGAGAGCUGCAGCAGGGAAAGGAAGCAUGGACUAAACUGUUCUGUCCUCUAUUUUUCCAUUACAGUGGCUGUUUGGAAUUCUUCCGGGGGGCUUGUCUUCCCUUAUUUGGAGCACUUACAGCAUCAAUCUGAAUCUGUGAUCGGAGCAGUGGUUGUGUGAGAAGAGCAUCGCAUGUUUAACCCUAUAGAUUUUAACCGAAAACCUGGUACAGGCAGUAUUCAAGCUGCUAUAAUGGGCUUAACUUAGAUCUGACAGCCAAUGAGAUGAGUCCCCUCAGGCAAUGCUUUAUGAUACUUCUUCACUGGAUAAGCUUCUGGCUGAAAUAUGUUCUCACAAGAGUUUGGGGAGCUUUUCCAGCAGUCAAAAAUCAGAUAGCAUCUCAGGGUAUCACAGAUAGACGAUCAUGCAAGGCAGACUCAGAGGAGUGGAAAACUAAUGAGGCACUUCGCACAUAUCACUCUGGAGAUGAAGACGAAACCAGGGUUACGGUCCAAACCAGCACAUGUGCAUUCCAUGUCGACCUUGGGAGACUAUCAGAGUGCAGCGAGUACUUCCGAGCCUUGUCCCAGUCCAGAAUGAGAGAGACCUCGGAGAGCCACAUCCACCUGGACCACGUGUCCUCUUCUGUCUUCCACAAUCUCCUCGAGUUCUCCUUCCAUGAUAAGUUUAAAGUCCCUCAGGAGGAGUUGGGCACACACAUCCAGGUCAGCAGCUAUCUCCUGGCUGAGGCCUUCCUCUCAAAGUGUCUCUCGGUCCUGGCAGAUGAACUCAGCCCAGGUAACUGUUUGUCUUACCUGAGUCUGGCUCAGGAGAUCUGCUGUGAGGAGCUGAGGAUGACAGUGUUCACCUACCUGAGUAGAAACCUGCUGGAGCUGCCUCACCUCAUCAAGUGUCUGAACGAUGAGGAGAAGGUUGAAGUCGUCCACCUGAGGAAACAAGGAGACCGACGUCUCUGCAGCCUCAGGAAAGAGAACCUGACUUCUUGGAAAGACCCGGAAACAGAGCGUGCCCGAUAUAUCUUCACCCUGAGAGGGUCAGAGGACAGUGGAGAUUGGUGUCCAGUUACAGAGCUUCCCUUCAGGGCUGAUAAGUGGUGUUUCACUACAGUGGUCCUAUAUAACUACCUGUACAUAAUAGGAGGCUACCGACAGCCUGUGAAGAGAGGCUGGGAGUUCAAGAUGGCCUCCUUAAGGUAUAAUCCCUUCACUCAUACGUGGGCUGCCACAGCUCCUCUGAUUAAGCACAGAAGGCACUUCAGUGCAGUGGCCUGUGAAGGCUGUAUUUACGCUGUGGGAGGCUGGUACUUGGACUCACUGGUGACCCCAGAUUCCAGCACAGCUCUCUACACAGCUGUAGAACGCUAUGAUCCAUGGGAGGACACAUGGAGGUUUGUCUCCUCACUGCCGCUCACUGACUUCCAGUUCACCAUGUCCUUGUCCCAUGAUGUGCCCCUUGCCACUAGCCUUGGACACUGUCUCUAUGUGUUGGGGAGCAUCCAGAGGACAGGAGAGAAAUUGCUGCUGCAGUAUAACACAAGGCAAGACUCCUGGUCUGAACUGCUUCCCACCCUCACCAGAGCAGAUGCAGACCUCCCUACUCUUUACUUCCUGGGUGCCGCCACUGACAGGCUGCUUGUGAUUGGUGGGAACAACUCAGAAAAUGUGGUGACAUCAUUUUGUGUGCAGUCACAGAGAUGGGGACAGGUGCACAGCACCGAGAAAGUGGCGUUUGCAGGACAGGGGACAGUUGUAGGUGACCAGGUCCUGAUGCCAAGUAUACAGCAUAACACUGUUGCAAGUAUGGACCUCAACACUCUCUCCCUCACAGUUCUUCCUCCUCUACCCAUCUUCACCCGCUAUGAAGCUGUCUUUUAUCUUCACUUUUAAUAUUAUAGCUAACUUUUUUUGCUAUCCUGCACAUAUGAUGUGAUUGUUUUGCAGCUGAAUGUAGGUUAAGUCUCUCUCAAACAUAAGGAGAUAAACUCAGGUGGAUUAUCACUCUCAUCUCUUGUGUUUAGCUUAACGUUAAUUUGUAAAUAGGGUUGGGUAGUAACAGAACACAUGUCAUUGGGAUUAUGUAAUUAAAUGACAAAAAAUAUAAGUAUUAUAAUCAGCCCAUAUUAUAUUAAAAAUAUACAACUGACCUAUGGCUAAGCCACGCCCCCCUCCACAACAUUCAGUGACCGACACUAUGGCAGGUGUCACAGUACACGGAAUUUCGCAGGAGGCAAUUGGUGAUUUUUGGGGACAUAACGAUCAGAUGUCAUUGAGAAGUAACCAAAAGGGCCUAAACUACGCAUUGGAGGGAUAUAUCAUUUUAUUGUUGAGAAGGUCGAUGAAAAGCUUAAAUUACAGGCCAAAAUUUACAGAUCACAGUGUACGCUUGUGAACCACAUCUCGUUGCCGUCGCCAUCAAAGACAAGAAGUUUAAGUGCCACUGAAGUUAAGGUUUUUGGCUCAGAAUAUGAGAAAAGGAUAACAGCCUUUUUACCAUCUUUACCAAGAGUGUCUCUCCGUUAGUUUGGUGCUACAGUAUUUACACUGAAUUAUUCAGCAUACCGUUUGCCAACCUUUGUUAUCUCUGUGAUUAUAGAUAAAUUAAUGAAGCUAAACUCCAGAAGUUAACGUUAGCUUAACUAGAGCCCUUUGGACAACAGCUAACAAUGAUGUACGAUCACCAAAGUACAAAAAAUAGAACAAAACAGGCUAAUGAACUCCCAGCAAACAAGGUGACAUGAUGAACAACGCAGCUAGGAGCUAACAUUAGGCUAACUUUAGCUAACGUUAGCUAGAGAUGUUAAAGAUAACUUUAUAUUUCUUUCCAGCAAAGUGAGAAUAUGUUGCCUCAAACACGAUGUUGUCUUACCUGAGAAUAGAUGAAGACAUCAUUGUUAAUCUUAUUCACAUUGAGUUGAUGUUGUGGUCUACCGUUACCACACAACUUUAUCCAAAGGAGACAUUUUUCACGGUGUAAAAAAUACACCUCGUCGCCCAGCCUCUCAGGAUACUUUGUGUAGGAGUUGCAUGUACCCCAUGCACACCGUUUGACCAUUUUUAAACUUCAAAUCUCAGAAAAAGCUCAUAAAACCGAACAAAACUGACUUUCUGUAAUGCAUUUCAAUGGACGUCCAGGCAGAGAAUGUCCGAGUAUAUGGGAAUUGUGAUUGGCUCAUUGUGUUUGAGGGCAGGACUUAGCCAUAGGUCAAUUAGAUUAAUAUAAUGUCAUGGAUUACUUGAUCACAUUUUAUGACGUCUUUAAAAUGCGAUCAUUUUAAACUCUGAAACUUUUUUCAUGAUAACAAACAUUAUUAAGUCAUGAAAAGCACAUCAAAAACACAGGGUUUCUUGGACAAGUGCCCCAUUUUGUGGUGGUAAUUAAUUAGGGUCAUUUGAUUUGAACAACUGUAAAUGCUAAAUAUGCAAAAUGUGUUUUAUUUGCAUUGAAAAUGUUUUUAGAUGUUUAAAGAAAAAAAGGCUUUUUGUGGAAUUCAGGUUUUUGUGGCUGCAUCCAUUUUUUUAGUGUCUGGUGCAAUGCUUUCAGUGUUUGAUUCUGAAGUAAUCCGUAUUCAGAUUAGAUUACAUUUUUUUAAAUAGUCCAGUUGAAUACAUUACUGAUUAUAAAAAUUGUCACAUAAUAUGUAUUCAGUAACAUUUCAGUCUGGUAGACUACAAUUAGAUUUAUACAUAAGAAUAUCCAGAGAACCUCUGGGAGAAAAGAAUAGAAGAGUAUAGAGAAUUUAACUUGACUUUAUUGUGAAUUACUUUUAACCAUGGUUGGAAUUUGGUACCCAUUAGAUGGAUUUGCUGCUGUAUAUUCUGUAUACACAUAGGCUAUUCUCUGCUGUUCUCCCUGGUAUCUGAGAUUCAAAAUCUCAAAAAUGUCAAUGAGAAAAAAUAGAUUUUUCUUGGUCAUGUAUGAAUAAGGAAUGAAAUGUAAGAUCCACUACACUAGAGUUUGAUGCCCCACUUUGUUUAUUUUUUGUUUUGUUGUUUAAAUUAAAGACAUUUCCUUUUUUCCUGUUUAUAUGUUUUUGUGGGAUUUCAAGGAAUAACUUUGCCCACAAAAUGACAGUUUGUACAUCAGUUAGUUAUGCUGUGUCACCUUACAUUUGUGAGGAACACUUUUUUUGCAUGCCUCCACAGUGAACAGAGAACAUGUUGAUUUAUUGAUUAAUUUGGGGCCACAUUUAACAACAACAAAACUAUAUCAAAACAUCUAUUAGCAAACUGUCACACAACUUGUGCAAAAAUGCUAGCUAAAAAAAUAAAUAAUAGGGUCUGGCUUUGAUGCAGGGGUGUCAAACAUACGGCCCAUGGGCCAGAACCAUCCCGCCAAAGGGUCCAAUCCAACCCACUAGAUGACUACACUAAGAGGGGCCAGGUUUCAGGAGCAAGUUAAACAACGCUUUGCUUACUUCAUGGAAAAUAUUGGAGCUUAUGUAACUUAUAGGUUAUUGUGUGAUGGUUUUAUUGGCCCGCACCAUCUGAGAUCAAAUUGGGCUGUAUGUGGCCCAUGAACUAAAAUGAGUUUGACACCCCUGCUUUGAAGAGACCAUAGCUAAGUUUCACUUUCCUAGCAGUUUUAAUUGUAAGGUUUUAGCAAAAUUGCAUGUGUUUGUGAAGUACCGACCAUAUGACUGGAUAAAUGAGACUUGGAUCAUACUGCGGGGAGUUGAGUGAGUGUUUGAAAACUGAUGUUUUAUAUAGUUUCUCUGUUUUUAAAGAUGGUCCCCAAACAAACAAUGAAUUAAAAUGUCCGCUGUUUUCCAUGAAGACAUGCGAGAGAAAAAAUUGUCUUCAUGAAUUUAAGGCAACACAGCAUGACUAACUGAUUUACGAAUGGUCAUUUAGAAAAGUAAGAGGAAGAAAACACAUUUUGUCUUCUCUUAACAAAAACCAUUCAAUCCCAUUUUGUAACCCACAUUUGGGGCAAAGUCACAAGCUUAAAUCUGCUGAUAAUAAUCUGAGAGUUGUGUGCUGUUCCUAUCACACUACUACAUUUCUAUUAUCACAGUUUAAUACUGCUUGCACUCUCUGGCACUGGAAAGGAAACGUCACAUUACUCCAGUUACGUCCUAACACAGCACUGCAGCAGAUUCAGUUACAUAGCAUGAGACCUCAAGCCACAUGAGGUUAGGCUCUGUCUAUGUUUGGUGUCUUGUUACAAAAAAAAAAAGCAUGUCACGGGUGAGAG
This is a messenger RNA of Epinephelus moara (kelp grouper), 5218 nucleotides long. Its product is annotated as kelch-like protein 17. The record is from RefSeq and is a predicted model, not a curated record. Gene Ontology annotation, molecular function: protein binding. The transcript is spliced from 8 exons. NCBI's taxonomy places the organism in Eukaryota, Metazoa, Chordata, Actinopteri, Perciformes, Serranidae. Bases 289 to 1911 code for a protein of 540 amino acids.